AUGGCAGCAGCAGAUUACUUCAGCGGUGGCCUCGCGCCCCCGCGGCCCUCUAUGGCCGCAUCGCAUCAACCCUCCUCAUCGUAUUUGACCCCACCUCUACCCCCGCAAAGGGCAUCGUCUCAGCCAAACGUUCAAUUCGCCUCCCCUCCUCCACAAUCAUAUCAGCCCUCCUCACCCUGGUCGCAAGGUCCACCCCCUCCUCCCUACGAACCCUUGAUCGAACAACACAAACCGUCUGUGCACUUUGCGCCGACCCCUUCGCCUUUCCACAACCAACACCGUCCAAACUCCUUCUCAGGAGGGCAGAGGCCCAAUCCCCAGUCGUGGGCUCCGGCAGCUUACGUGCAAAAUACACAAGCCCUCCAACCACAUCCUCAACAACAGCAAUAUUCGCCUCAGGGCUACCCGCCGCAGCAGGGGCAGGCAUAUCAAAACAACUACUCACAACCACCCCGUCCCAACGGGCCUGGGAAUACACACCUACGACCCUACGCACCCUCACAUCUCAACCCAGCCGCCGCCGCCGCCACCUCCGCCGUAGACCUCUCGUCCUCCUCCGGCUACAGCUCCGAUCCCGAAUACCGGCGACACAAGCACAAACACCGCCACGGGCACUCACACAACCACUCGCGCAGUCGCUCACGCGAGCGCUCACACAGUGAUGGACGAGGGCGCCGACGCACCUCCGAGACCAGCCGCAGCGCCAACGCCGACGGCUUCCUGGGCGCGGCUGGCGGCGGCCUGAUCGGCGACUUGAUCUUCCCCGGGCUCGGCACGGUGGGCGGCGCGCUGGCCGGGUGGAUUGGCGGAAAGGGUUAUGGCGAGCGAAGAAAGGGGCGCGAGGACCGCAGGGACAAAAACCAGUACGCGUGGGAGACACGGUUCGGCAAAGAGCACAGCAGGGAUUAUGAGAAGGAUGGACAUGGCUACGUCGAGAGGCGGCGCAGUUAUGAGGAUGAUCGGAGGAGGUCGGACAAGUACUGA
Messenger RNA from Cyphellophora europaea CBS 101466, 984 nucleotides. RefSeq lists its product as uncharacterized. Lineage: Eukaryota; Fungi; Ascomycota; Eurotiomycetes; Chaetothyriales; Cyphellophoraceae. The transcript has a single exon. Bases 1 to 984 code for a protein of 327 amino acids. The record is from RefSeq and is a predicted model, not a curated record.